AUGGUGCUCAAAAGGGAGGAGUGGACAGAGACUAUGCAGAGAAAACUAUCAUCAUGCUUGCCUUGCCACCUGCUUCUCUCUUCCCUUUACUUGAAAUCAAUUGGUUCCAUUCAUUUUGGACAAGACAUUACCAAGCUCGCAAGACAAAUCCCAAGAGAUUCAUUGAGGACGAUAAAGCAAAGUUUUCUGAUGCAUUUGAUCCGUGUAGUCUGA
Molecule: messenger RNA, 213 nt
Organism: Lactuca virosa
Lineage: Eukaryota; Viridiplantae; Streptophyta; Magnoliopsida; Asterales; Asteraceae
Source: the annotation of a GenBank genome assembly